GCGAGCCAAUCAGGACGUAGCAUGUAAAUGAGCAAGCGGGGCAGGUGGGGGCGACUCCAGAGCCCGGUGUCGCCGCCCUGGAGAGGGCGCAGGCUACAUUGACUGGCACCGAGCGAGGCGCGGACUCUGGUGAGCAGGUCGGCUCUGGGCCAGGGGCAGACGCCAGGGAGUUUUGGGUCUAGGAGGAGGGAGGGUCGGACACACUCAGGCCCAGAGAUGGUCGGAGACAGCAUGGGGACGUCCUUGGGGACCCCACCCCCGACGACUCUGGACACGGACGGUGCGCAGACGCCCAGGGGACGCCGAGCAGCGGAAGGGCCCGACGCGUGAAGGACGUGGGGUGAGGGGAGCGAGGGAUCCGCGGACCCCGGGACCGCUGACGCAGUGGCUGACAGACGAAGGGAGAGUUGGACUCACGGAGGCCUAGGGAGACCCUCACGCCAUCUCCCCGCCCGGCGCAGAGAGGCAUCCGUGGCUGUGCUGCGGAACCCCAGAGGAGGAGGAUAGCCGGCUCGUCCAUCCUCACCAUGGCCAGCUGCCGCCACCAUUCCGGAUACUUGGCAGACGACGAGGCCGGCCACCCCACCUACAUGGCCCGGCCGCCUAAGAAGCCACUGUUCCCGGAAAUGGGGCAAGCCUCCAAGUUGGGCCACAUGCCACACCCACCAUCAAGGUACACCCCCACAGACAGCUUAAGACUCCAAGGCCACCGACGAAACCCAAGGGACGCUCAGCCCUUUGGUAGCUUCCUGGAUUUCCUCGUCGAGGGUCAGGUGCUAGACAGCCUACAGACGGUGGUGGAAGAGGCAACUGAGCGCGUGACCACUAUGAAGACAGCGGCUGGGGUGCCACUGGUGGAGGUGCAGGACCCGAUAGAGGUGCCGAGGGGUGGGCGGCAGGUGCGCGCCCGGCCCAGCCUCAGUACCCUGCACCGGCACCGGGCCCGGCGCAGCCUCUGCACUGGAUGGCCCAACAACUACCCAUCCUCCUCCAGCUCCACGUCUGACUCCCAUAGCAGCUUCACAGCUGGCUGGCUGGGCUCGCACAGCCAGGACAGUGACCUGGGCACGCAUGGCAAGGGCUCACUGCCACCCAUGAAGGACAGGCUUUUGCUGGAGAAGAACCUCAAACGGCUGCUGAAGCUGGAGAACAGAGGGAAAGGCCUGGGUCAGUCCUGCUUCUGGAGGGACUCCCUGCUGUGGGACACACUGGGCAGCCAGGCCAGCAGCCAGUGGACCCAGACCCAGGAGCCACCUCUGUCCUGGUGCUCAGGCCUGCUGGACUCAAGCACAGGCACACCCCAAACAUCAGAGCCCGGGCCUGGAGAACAGGAACUGACCUUCCUCAAGCGAGGGUUUGAUAAGAAGAUCAAGUCCUUGUUGAGCCAGUCAACGUCCUUUGACCUGCCUGGCUACUGUUCAUUCCGUGAGCCCCAUCAGACUCUGGACUUUCUGGCUGAGCACAACCUCUUCCCCGCCUUGCAGAGUGUGGUCCGCCAGGCUGUGGACAAGCUCAGUGGAGCCUGCCACCACGAUGGCUGCCCUCUCUUCCCAUCAGAAUGGGAGCCCCCAACAGAGCCCAAUUUUGACUCCACAACAGGUUCCAAGCCAGCCACACCCACCGAUGGGGAGGAGCCUGAAGAUGUGCUUCCCACCCAAGUCUCCAGCUCCAAGAUGAUUCGAAGAAAGAGCAUCAAGGGCAGAGGAUGGGCCAAGCCCAAGAGCCCCAGUUACAAGUUCAUGAGGAAGAAGCCACUACCCUCCGUCUCUUCCAAGUCUACCCUAUCCCACCUCUCCAACCCCUUGUACGAGGAGCUUGUCAGCUACUUGGUAGAGCAGGUCGUGUCCUUGCUCAUCUACAAGUACAAGUUCGAGAAGAACCUUUCCAAGCAGCUGGGCUUCAUCUCCUUCUCUGUCACUGAGACGCUCAUGGACCUCUUCCUGGGAUUCAAGAAGGUGAAGGGCUCCCGCAUCUGCCUGUCCUCAAAGAUCGACUGGAGCUGUCUGCUGCGCAGGCUGGAGGAGGCCGAGUGGGACCGGCAGCUGUCCAGACAAGCAUCCCAGCAUGACUCCGCCUCCCAGCGCAGCUCCCGCCGCGGCACCAUCCACCGCGGGGCCCCGCACCACGGGGCGCCCCACGGCAGCACGGAGUCCCCCUCCACACUGCUGGAGCCGGCCCCCCAAGCGGAUCAGGAGGAAGCUGCGGAGUCCAGCUUCGACAGUGAGUUUCCCGACUCUCAGCUGCUCGCGGCUCAGGAGGAUACUACAGCCGAGGAGCAGGAACCCGCGAACCAGCGAGAGCCCAGGCCCUCCGUGUUCCCGGGCCCAGGCGUGGGCUCUCAUCAGCGUCAGGAAGUAGUAGACAUGGACAGUCAGAGCAAUGAGGUGGAAAAGGAUGAGCAGGAGGAGGAGGAUUUCUUAGGGGACAAUGGCCCAUCCCAGAGCUCCCCCAAGCCUCAAGUGGAGAUGGGGCUCAGCCACUCCACAAACGUGGGCCGCAGCGACCCUCCAUGAGGCCCCCUGUAGGCUGCACCCAGCGCUUGAUUCCCUGCUCCUCCUCUUACUCCAAUGGAC
Messenger RNA from Callorhinus ursinus (northern fur seal), 2573 nucleotides. Lineage: Eukaryota; Metazoa; Chordata; Mammalia; Carnivora; Otariidae. The record is from RefSeq and is a predicted model, not a curated record.